AUGGAAGCUCGCGUCGAUAACGAUCGGACCAAUGUGGAUGCUGUUUCAGCGGAAAGACUGCGAGAGUUGGAAGGUAGGGACUUCGAAGGACUACAUGGGAAAAUUGACAGCCAUGACGAGGCUGUGAGGGAGUUGAAGGAGAAGAUAGUUGGGGUGGAUCCCUCUGUGGCCAAGUUGGAGCUUGAGCAAGCGGAGUUACUUAGUAAAUUCACUGUAUUGGAGAAUAAAGUCAGCGAAAAUGGUGACGCGGUGAGGAUCGUGAAGACGAGUUGGGAGAGCACUGUGAAGCCCACGGUAGAUGAGCUGAAUGGGAAAGUGAAGGAGUUGACUUCGACGGUGAAUGGUGUAGUGGAAGAUGUUGAACAUGUUAGAAAGGAUAUCAAUCAGAAGUAUGGAGAUUCCCUGUGGUCGGAGAUUCGAAGUGCAGUGGAGCGAGUCAGCAAGAAGGAGUUCAAAGAGGCAAUACGCAGAAGGGCGGCUCUGAGGAAGGUUGGCAAGAUCUUCCAUGAACAUCAGCGUGCUGCAUUGAGGCGAUGGCGACAGAAGGCGGAGUUUGAGGGCUUGCGGGAUGGUGUGGAAGUGGAGGUGAGCGGAGCGAAGCAGGAAGUGGUAAAUUUGAUCAAGCAUGAUGUGGCGACUUUGAAGGAGUCUGUGGAGGAAGGGAUGAAGUUGAAGGUUGAUCGAGAGGAGUUUGAGCUGAGGGAAAGAGAUACCCUACAGCCAUUGGAAGCACGCGUGGUAGAGGUGGAGGAAUUGAUCCGAAAUAUGCCUAAGGAGUUGCCACCUGAUGAUGGUAUGGGCUUUGCUGCGAUAUCGAGUUCAGAUGGUAACAGUAGUAGAGCUACUAGCCCGAGGGAG
Perkinsus marinus ATCC 50983 is the source of this 858-nucleotide messenger RNA. RefSeq lists its product as hypothetical. The record is from RefSeq and is a predicted model, not a curated record. The annotation marks the transcript as partial. Lineage: Eukaryota; Perkinsozoa; Perkinsida; Perkinsidae. The transcript has 8 exons.